UUUAAAGGCGAUAUUUGUAAGCGCACGCGCAAAUUGAUUUUUGAGUUCCUUGAAAGAAAGGAUAAUGGCAGCUGCAAUGGAGGUUGAUACACCCAGUGGAACAAAUAAUAGCGUUGGUAAAAAGCGCUUCGAGGUGAAAAAGUGGAAUGCGGUUGCACUCUGGGCCUGGGACAUUGUAGUUGACAAUUGUGCCAUCUGCAGAAACCAUAUCAUGGAUUUGUGCAUAGAAUGUCAAGCAAACCAGGCUUCAGCUACGUCAGAGGAAUGUACUGUAGCAUGGGGAGUAUGUAAUCAUGCAUUUCACUUCCACUGCAUUUCGCGCUGGUUGAAGACUCGGCAGGUUUGUCCGUUGGAUAAUCGAGAAUGGGAGUUUCAGAAGUAUGGUCACUAAGGAGCACAACUUUUGCUAUGUUGAGUGCAGUCCAUAUCUUGAGGCAGUAGAACCAAGAAAGAUCCAGCACUGCUGAAACAGUUCCUGCAUGUUUUGCAUGCAUCAUUCAAUAUAAUUGUCAAAAUAAAUAGUGUGAAAUAUCAGUAUUUAUGUUGUGGUAUUUUUUCAAACCUUUAAGUGUAUUUUUAGAGUGACCAAAAAAGUGACAACUGCCCCUUGCAGAAAGCAAGAUAAAAACACGCUUAUGACAAUAUGAAUAUAUCUAAUAGACUUGUGCAUUCGGAUUUAUAAAAAUUUUAAUUUUUAAUGAAA
This is a messenger RNA of Spea bombifrons (plains spadefoot toad), 703 nucleotides long. It is a transcript of the gene RBX1, whose product is annotated as ring-box 1. Gene Ontology annotation, molecular function: zinc ion binding; ubiquitin protein ligase activity; cullin family protein binding. Gene Ontology annotation, biological process: ubiquitin-dependent protein catabolic process; protein ubiquitination. Gene Ontology annotation, cellular component: cullin-RING ubiquitin ligase complex; nucleus. The transcript is spliced from 5 exons. The record is from RefSeq and is a predicted model, not a curated record. Bases 65 to 391 code for a protein of 108 amino acids. NCBI's taxonomy places the organism in Eukaryota, Metazoa, Chordata, Amphibia, Anura, Pelobatidae.